Molecule: messenger RNA, 1023 nt
Organism: Limanda limanda (common dab)
Lineage: Eukaryota; Metazoa; Chordata; Actinopteri; Pleuronectiformes; Pleuronectidae
Gene: slbp2
Product: stem-loop binding protein 2
Exons: 9
Coding region: 1-1023 (340 amino acids)
Biological process (GO): mRNA transport; mRNA 3'-end processing by stem-loop binding and cleavage
Cellular component (GO): histone pre-mRNA 3'end processing complex; cytoplasm
Molecular function (GO): mRNA binding; histone pre-mRNA stem-loop binding
Source: RefSeq, a predicted model, not a curated record
AUGUCAUCGAGCGGAGUGGAACGUGCAGCCCAGAGCCCGCUGCUCUCCUCCAGUUUCUGCUUCAGCCCGUGGUCCUGUGUGUGCGUGAAGGGAUGGUCGGCCGCGGCGUGGAACGGCCUCCCCGAGCCGCUGCUGGCCUCCGGCUGCUCCGCCCCCGAGCCGUGGCUCCUCCCCGGCUGCAGCUCCGUCUUCGACAGCCUGGUCAGUAACGUGUCUCUGGUGUCGUCUCCUCCUCCGGCGAGCAGCGUGCGAGGACGAGAGCGGGCGGCCGGCAGCAGAGCUCGCAGGCCGUCCAUCCUGGAGCGCUGCAUCCUCAACGUGUCCACCAGCAGCGUGGCCGUGGGGACGGACGACUUGGACAAGAGGUCCGCCCUCGGGCGCUGCUACCCCCGCCUCCUCGACCCGGCCAACACCGAGACCAACGAGGCGGUUCUGAAGCGGCGGCAGAAACAGAUCCACUACGGCAAGAUCACCAGCGGCUACCAGAACUACCUGCAGCAGGUGCCCAAACACCAAAGGGACCCUAAGCUCCACCCCUCCACCCCGAACAUGUACAGGAAGUACAGCCGGCGCUCCUGGGACAUGCAGGUGCGUCUGUGGAGGCGGGCGCUGCACCUGUGGGACCCGCCCACCGAGGACCAGCCGGACGCCGUGGACGCAGAGGACCCGGUGGAGCAGCUUCAGAGUCAGCUGGCCAAGAUGACGUCCGGCCUGUGUGAGGACAGACGCCUGCAGCAGAGAGAGAAGGACACGCCCCCCCCGGCGUCUGAGGCCUCCUCUGUGUCUCCUCUGGAAGUGGGAGGAGCCUGGACCGUCCCCUUCUCCCCGGGGGCAGAGAUGAGCCAUCGGCCUCUCCGCUCCCCCCCCGGCCUGGGCGCCUCCCUCAGUAGCCAGCUGACCUCCAAGGACAACAUGACCGACUGGCUCCGCCUCCUGCUGGAGGCCGACCAUACCCAAGAUCUGGGUUCUGACGACCAGCAGGUUCCUGUGUUCUCCGACCAGCUGUCCUGGAACCCGUACUGA